UCGCUGCCUUCUUUCUUGAAGUACUGCAGAGGCACAACUGCAACGUUAAAAAAAACCCUCCCCGGCAGUUUCUACCUCAAUCCCUUUCAUUCAGCUGUGGGAUACCAGCAAAUAUCUGCAUACAGCUAGUUUUGUGCUAUGGGUACUCAAUCCUAACAUCCACUCUACCUCUUUUCUUCAGCGACGAAUGAUCACCGCCAUUGAAGCUGACAGUCUUAUGCGGUGAUCUGCGCCCACUGCGAAACUCCCACAAUCCCGCUGGUAACUCCCGCUCUGGUCGCCCGCCCCGGACGAGAUGGAUGACGCAUACCAGGACAGGACUUCUUUAGUGAAGGGGGCCAAGGACAUCGCCAAGGAGGCCAAGCGGCACGCGGCGAAGAAGGUGAACAAGGUGGUGGACCGGGCCGCGGACGAGUACACCCAGCGGUCCUACAGCCGCUUCCAGGACGAGGAGGAGGACGACGACUACAACUACCGGCAGGAUGGCGACUACGCGGGGGGCGCCAACGACGACGAGGGCUCCAGCGACGCCACGGAGGGCCACGACGACGAGGACGAGAUCUACGAGGGGGAGUACCAGGGCAUCCCCGGCGAGGGGCACCCGAAGGGCGGCCAGGUGGCGGCGGGGCAGCCCGUUUCGGACGGGCUGAAGGACCGGCGCGAGCUGGAGACGGAGCGGCAGGCCGACGAGGAGGAGCUGGCGCAGCAGUACGAGCUGAUCAUCCAGGAGUGCGGGCACGGCCGCUUCCAGUGGCAGCUCUUCUUCGUCCUGGGCCUGGCGCUCAUGGCCGACGGCGUGGAGGUCUUCGUGGUGGGCUUCGUGCUGCCCAGCGCCGAGACGGACAUGUGCGUGCCCGACUCCCGCUCCGGCUGGCUAGGUAGCAUGGUGUACCUGGGAAUGAUGGUGGGCGCAUUCUUCUGGGGGGGCAUGUCGGACAAGGUGGGCCGGCGGCAGUGCCUGCUGAUCAGCAUGUCGCUCAACGGCUUCUUCGCCUUCCUCUCGUCCUUCGUGCAGGGCUACGGCUUCUUCCUGCUGUGCCGCCUGAUUGCCGGAUUCGGGAUCGGAGGAGCCGUGCCCAUCGUGUUCUCCUUCUUUGCGGAGACGCUGGCGAGGGAGAAGAGGGGGGAACACCUGAGCUGGCUCUGCAUGUUCUGGAUGAUCGGGGGCAUCUACGCCUCCGCGAUGGCCUGGGCCAUCAUCCCGCACUACGGGUGGAGUUUCAGCAUGGGGUCGGCGUAUCAGUUCCACAGCUGGAGGGUGUUUGUGGUGGUCUGCGCCCUGCCCUGCGUCUGCGCGGUGGUGGCGCUCACCUUCAUACCCGAGAGUCCCCGCUUCUACCUCGAGGUGGGGAAGCACGACGAGGCCUGGAUGAUCCUCAAGCAGAUCCACGACACCAAUAUGCGAGCGCGUGGGCAGCCAGAGAAAGUGUUCACGGUGAACAGAAUCAAGAUCCCGAAGCAAAUAGACGAGCUGGUGGAGAUGAAGUCUGAGACGGGCAACCCCGUCUCGAAAGUGCUCUUCCGAGUGAAGGCCGAACUUCACGGGAUUUGGUUGACCUUUCUGAAAUGCUUCAACUACCCAGUGAAAGACAACACUAUUAAACUUGCCAUUGUAUGGUUUACACUGUCCUUUGGGUUCUACGGCCUGUCCGUCUGGUUCCCCGAUGUUAUCAAGCACCUGCAGGCGGACGAGUACGCCUCCAAAGUCAAGACCCACGCCAACGAGCGAAUCGAGGACUUCACCUUCAACUUCACCCUGGAGAACCAGAUCCACACCAACGGGGUGUUCAUCAAUGACAGGUUCGUCAGCAUGAAGUUCAAGUCGGUCACCUUCAUCGACUCCACCUUUCAGAACUGCUACUUUGAUGACGUGACGUCUGUGGGUUCCUAUUUCAAGAACUGCACAUUCAUCGAAGCUUUUUUCUACAACACGGAUAUUGACGACUCUAAGCUAAGGAACUCAGAGGUGAUAAACAGCACCUUUCACCACAACAAGACCGGCUGCCAGAUGACGUUCGACGAUGACUACAGUGCCUACUGGGUCUAUUUUGUCAACUUCCUGGGAACGUUGGCGGUAUUGCCGGGGAAUAUUGUGUCUGCACUUCUCAUGGACAAAAUAGGACGCCUGUCAAUGUUAGGCGGGUCCAUGAUCCUGUCAGGGAUCAGCUGUUUCUUCCUGUGGUUCGGGACCAGCGAGGCCAUGAUGAUCGGCAUGCUGUGCCUGUAUAAUGGCCUGAGUAUCUCCGCCUGGAACUCCCUGGAUGUGGUCACUGUGGAGCUCUACCCUACAGACAGGAGAUGCACAGGGUUUGGGUUCUGCAACGCCCUCUGCAAGCUGGCAGCCGUGCUGGGGAACAUGAUUUUCGGGUCGCUGGUGGGCAUCACCAAAGCCAUCCCCAUCCUCCUGGCCUCCUCCGUGCUGGUGUGCGGGGGCCUGGUGGGGCUACGGCUACCGGACACCAGGGCCAACGUCCUCAUGUAACGCCUCGCUUCAGCCCCGCCCGGGUGUGGCAGCGGUGCAGAAGGCUUAGAACCACAGAGAUAUUUCUGUAUUUCACAGCUUAGAUCACAGAGAUAUCCCUGUAUUUCACUGCUUAAACCACAGAGACCGUUCCUGUAUUUCAUAGUUUAGACCACAGAUAUAUUCCUGUAUUUCGCAUAUUAGACCACAGAGAUAUUCUUGUAUUUCACAUCGUAGACUACAGAGAUAUUCCUGUAUUUCCCAGCAUAGGCCACAGAGAUAUUCCUGUAUUUCACAGCUUAGACCACAGAUAUUCCUGUAUUUCCCAGCUUAGACCACAGAGAUAUUCCUGUAUUUCACAGUUUAGACCACAGAGAUAUUCCUGUAUUUCACAGCUUAGACCACAGAGAUAUUCCUGUAUUUCACAGCAUAGACCAGAGAGAUAUUCUCUGCUCUGUGAAUCAAAGAUGGCGCACCACAGUUACUAUGAUCAGUUACAUAAACCCAUCACAACUUUA
This is a messenger RNA of Anguilla rostrata (American eel), 2979 nucleotides long. It is a transcript of the gene sv2ca, whose product is annotated as synaptic vesicle glycoprotein 2Ca. Gene Ontology annotation, biological process: chemical synaptic transmission; transmembrane transport. Lineage: Eukaryota; Metazoa; Chordata; Actinopteri; Anguilliformes; Anguillidae. The record is from RefSeq and is a predicted model, not a curated record. Gene Ontology annotation, cellular component: synaptic vesicle membrane. Bases 296 to 2482 code for a protein of 728 amino acids. The transcript is spliced from 13 exons. Gene Ontology annotation, molecular function: transmembrane transporter activity.